AUGGACAUUGAUAGCGAUCACUUUGAGCCUCCAUUGUUGUCUGAUCUGUACUCCGAGGUACAGAGUCCUAGUGGUGACAUGGUUGGCGACUUCAGUGUCCACGACUCAGAAAGUGAGGUUCAAGCAGACACCCACCAGACCCCACUGUCCACCUCCCCAGCUUCUCAUGCUCUACCGCUCAUUGAGGAGAAGGCUGAGCUUGAUGACAACGUUCAGAAUGCUCAAACGUUGCAUCAAUCCCAGUCAGCAGAAGACUCUGCUCUUGCCGAGUCUUCUGUUCCAGCCACACAGACUGUUGCAACCACAGACCUCACUGCCUGGCAUGCAUUCAACAAUGCCAUAGCUCAACCAUUUCUUGACGUUGAUUUGUACAACCCGCCAAACAGCGUUGAAACCUACAUUCCUCACUACACCAAUUCCUUCAACUUUGAUUACCCCUCAUUCAACUUUGGCCCUGUCGACUGGUCUUCUGACGAACGAGUAUCAGAUUUACCGAGAUUGAGUCCCCCGCAUGGCCAGUUCCUGCCCCUUCCGCCAUCUUCACCCUCCUUACCAACAACAGUGCCAUCUGAUAAUCCUGUGGCAGCCACUGAAUAUCAGUACCAACCAAAACGAAACGAGAGAGAUGUACCCGAUACUUCAAAAAUGAUCGAUGGUAGCAUGAAGCACAGUCGCAAACCGACUUCAAAGGUUGUUGAGGCGGAGUUGACUGUUUCGUCCACGAGGAAGCCACUGUCAAUUAGAAGAAAACCGUCUUCAAAACAGGUUUAG
This is a messenger RNA of Marasmius oreades (fairy-ring Marasmius), 771 nucleotides long. RefSeq lists its product as uncharacterized. The transcript is spliced from 2 exons. The record is from RefSeq and is a predicted model, not a curated record. NCBI's taxonomy places the organism in Eukaryota, Fungi, Basidiomycota, Agaricomycetes, Agaricales, Marasmiaceae. Bases 1 to 771 code for a protein of 256 amino acids.